AAAUAAGCCCCAGAGGAUUCUAUCUUCUUGCUUUGCAUAUCCCUCAGAGAAAGCUGGAAAACUCAGUCACUUGGGCUGCCACUAUACUGUCCACUCCUCUUUACUUUUAAUCACUUUGUUCCACCAUGUCGAAUCAUCAAAGGGCUUCCACUAGCCAUAGAAGAGAGGAUGAUGGAGAAGAUGAAGAAGAAAUAAGAGAAAUCCACGCCUUGUCGCCGCCGCCGGCUCCCCCACCUGCAAACCGUGGCCGUCGACUAGAUGGUUGGGAAACACAUAGCCGGCGGUCGUCGUCUCUUUCCGUGGCCAGCACUGAAGCUGCUUCCGUCGAGAACUUCACCAGCAUGAGCAGAGAAUUCAGUGCUCUGGUUAUAGCGGGAUCGAGCAUUAACGGUCGUAAUUUUAGCACUCAUUUGAACGGCCAUGAAAACGAAGGAGGCAACAACCUGGGGAGAAUCAGAGAAGAGGACACGACGGAGGAGACGAACCAUUUGGCGAUCGUACCCGAUCAUAACCCGUUAGGAAUGGGAGGCGGGUCAGCUUCAAAUGGUGAGCGUGAAGUACUGUCGGUGCAGAGAGUGAAGAAGGAGGAGGUGGAGGCCAAGAUAUCCGCGUGGCAGAACGCUAAGAUCGCCAAGAUCAAUAAUAGGUUCAAGAGAGAAGACGCUGUCAUCUCUGGUUGGGAGAGUGACCAGGUUCAGAAAGCUACUUCUUGGAUGAAGAAAUUCGAGAGGAGGCUGGAGGAGAAGAAGGCGAGAGCAUUGGAAAAGAUGCAAAACGACAUCGCAAAAGCUCGAAGGAAAGCUGAGGAGAAGAGGGCAUCAGCGGAAGGCAAAAGAGGAACUAAAGUGGCAAAGAUCCUCGAGAUUGCCCAUCUCAUGAGAGCAGUUGGAAAAUUUCCAGCCAAAAGAUCCUUCUUUUAAUCUUUGCCAUAUCUUAUAUUUUGAAUUUCAUUUUUUUUGGACAAACAAUAUAUUAAAGAUGCAUAUUAUUAUGUGGAUCAUGGUUGUCCGGAUGUCAUGUUUGUGGGUGCCCGCAAAAGAAGGGUGUCUGUCAUGUAAUUAUAAGCCAGUUGGGGUGAUUUUGAGUGCUAGCUACAAUUUGAAGUGUUUUUGGGUUUUGCUCUGUCGAUUGAUAUAUUGAUUCCUUUGUUUACUCAA
Neltuma alba is the source of this 1157-nucleotide messenger RNA. RefSeq names its product remorin 4.1. Bases 126 to 920 code for a protein of 264 amino acids. The record is from RefSeq and is a predicted model, not a curated record. NCBI's taxonomy places the organism in Eukaryota, Viridiplantae, Streptophyta, Magnoliopsida, Fabales, Fabaceae. The transcript is spliced from 2 exons.